Messenger RNA from Protopolystoma xenopodis, 1089 nucleotides. NCBI's taxonomy places the organism in Eukaryota, Metazoa, Platyhelminthes, Monogenea, Polystomatidea, Polystomatidae. The record is from the annotation of a GenBank genome assembly.
UUGCCUUGUGCAGCUUCCACAAAGUCCAGCACAGGCCCGUCAUCUGAGGCGGUUCACUCAGAGGCGCCUCCUAAAGCUGUAGACAACGGAUCUCCGGCAUCACUUAGAGUUUGUCAGCCAGACACUUCGACUCUGAAACCCAAUGAUUUGAUAGAACGUGGAAGUAACGCUGUUUCGCCCACUUCUUCCAUUCCGUGCUGGUUGCCCUGUCCCACGGCGCUUCUCUUCGUGCCCUCAUCUCCCAACCCUGACAUCGCCUCAACUAGCACUGCUGCCACCAGAAGCACUGUCUCCACGUGGCCGUCUCCUCCACUCGCCUUCUCUCUGCCCUCGCCUCGAGGUGACGGUCAAAAUGUCUCUGCAACACCUACUCACCUUGCUACCCCAGUUGCUGGCACAACCCCGAUCAGGUUUUCACCGGACUGCCAGCUUCUACUGUUGCCUAGUCAACUGUCUCAGGUGACCUCCGACACUCCAACUCCAAAACUUAGCCUCGGCCUUCAUGACAGUCUGCUCGAAUCCCAUUCCGGUGAACUUACUUCGCUCUCCGUGAGCCGGGCUAUCUCUCCCAUUCCCACGAAGGCUGUUGGUGCCGCCAUCUCUCAAGGCCUGCUCAAUACUGCCUCUGGCCUACCUACUCAAGCAUCCAGAAACUGCGUCGGACAGGAAGCCAGCGGCUUGGCCGCGGACAGCGCGGACCCCUCUGAGCGACUCUUGCUAUCACCCCGUCCUAAUCUCACUGAAUUCUGGUUCCCAGGGCUACGUGAAACUCGGCGUUUGAUGCUUCCUCGCACUGGAUCUGGCUGGCAUUGCCCGCCGGGCCUUGAAUAUCUGACCUAUGUCGAUCAGAUUCUUGUACAUCAGCAGAUUGAGUUGAUCGAGGGUGCGUAUAUCUCGCUUAGCCUCGUUUAUCUGAGGUAUCUUUAUGCGAUUGACUGUUGGCUUAUAGGCAACCUUAUAAAGUCAUGUUCGAAACAGACAGAACAAGAAUCGAAUUUUCAAACCAGUAUUUUUGUGCGUAAAGUAGCAUUAGGUGAGGUGGAGAUUUUUAUUCGUACUCUUCUGAGUGACUUGGAAAGCUGUGAAUAG